AUGUUAUUGCAUGAUAUGAAAAAUAGCCACGUUAAAAAUCGUUGUAAUAUUAGAUUAAAUAACUUUAACAUCUCAGAAGUAGAAAAGACUAAAUACUUAGGGAUUAUAAUCGAUGAAAAUUUGACCUUCAAGGAUAACGCGAAUGAAAUAAUAAAUAAAAUGGCCAGGAAACUAAAUGUAAUGUAUCGUCUUGGAAAUGUUAUAAGUUCGUAUUCUAAAAAUUUAAUUUACAAAACUAUUAUUGCUCCUUACAUUGAUUACUGCAGCAGCGUGAUGAUCAAUUUUUCUUUGGCUGAUAUGGAUAGAAUUCAAAAAAUCCAGAAUAGAGCCAUGAGACUGGUGUUGGGAGUUAAUAAAUACACCAGAGUAAGUGAUAUGCUUGAAACACUUGGUUGGAUGAGUGUCAAGCAAAGAAUAAUUUUUAAUACUUGUAUAUUUAUACACAAAUUGAAAUUAAAUAGAAAACCGGAAAUUUUGGUAAAUAAAAUUAUUAAAAUAGAUGAGACUCAUAACUACAACACCAGAUCAGGCUCUAAUGUAGUUAUUAAUAAAACAAAGGCUCACACUGCUGAAAAAUGUUUAACUUACAAGGGUUAUGAAUGGUAUAAUAGCCUACUUAUCAAUGUAAGAAAUGAAGAUAGAUUAAUGUAUUUUAGAAAAUCUUUAAAAGAAUAUGUUAAACAAAAAUAUUGA
Molecule: messenger RNA, 693 nt
Organism: Cotesia congregata
Lineage: Eukaryota; Metazoa; Arthropoda; Insecta; Hymenoptera; Braconidae
Source: the annotation of a GenBank genome assembly